AUGGACGCCAUCAAGAAGAAGAUGUUGGCCAUGAAAAUGGAGAAGGAGAAUGCCUUGGAUAGGGCAGAACAGGUGGAGCAGAAGCUGCGAGACUGCGAGGCUCAGAAAAGCAAGGUGGAAGAAGAUCUGAACAACCUGCAAAAGAAGUUCGCCAUCUUAGAGAAUGACUUCGACAGCGUCAACGAACAGCUGAUUGAAGCCAACACCAAACUUGAAGCCUCAGAGAAGAAGAACGCAGAG
Candidula unifasciata is the source of this 240-nucleotide messenger RNA. Lineage: Eukaryota; Metazoa; Mollusca; Gastropoda; Stylommatophora; Geomitridae. The record is from the annotation of a GenBank genome assembly.